UCCGAGAAAAAAAAAAGAGGAGAAAAGAAAACCCUACACAGUCCCACUGUUUUAGUCCGUUAAAAAGCCCCACCGUCGGGAGUAAAAACGACGACGAGAAGAGAGAAAUGUUUUCCGAUUCCGGCUGCAGUAACGGCUACUACCACCACCAAGAAGGCGGCGCAUUUCCGGAGCACAACAGCCCCCGGUCGCCUCACAGGGGCCGCGGACGGCGGAGAGGACGUCGGGGCAGGUCGCACGACCCGUCCGAUGCUCCUGCUUUCGGUGCCUCUAGGGUUGCCGAUGCCGAGCGGCGGGAGGAGCAGAAGCCUCCUCCCUGUACGGACUUCGAUAUGGCGUACUUUCACUCGUACGCCCACCUCGGCAUUCAUGAAGAGAUGAUCAAGGAUCGUGUCCGAACAGAUACUUAUAGGGCCGCAAUAAUGCGGCAUCAGAGUUCUAUUGCUGGCAAAGUUGUUGUUGAUGUUGGUUGUGGGACCGGCAUUCUCUCUAUUUUUUGUGCCCAGGCUGGUGCCAAACGGGUUUAUGCAGUGGAUGCAAGUGACAUUGCGGUGCAGGCCAAUGAAGUCGUAAAAGCAAAUAAUUUGUCUGACACAGUCAUAGUAUUACAUGGACGAGUUGAGGAUGUUGAAAUUGAUGAGGAGGUUGAUGUGAUAAUCUCGGAGUGGAUGGGAUACAUGCUUCUUUAUGAGAGUAUGUUGGGCAGCGUCAUAACUGCAAGAGAUCGCUGGCUGAAACCUGGAGGCUUGAUCCUUCCUUCAAAUGCGACGUUGUAUAUGGCCCCUGUCACACAUAGCGACCGGUAUAGUGACAGCAUUGAUUUCUGGCGCAAUGUGUACGGGAUUGAUAUGUCUGCUAUGUUGCCUUUAGCAAAACAAUGUGCCUUUGAAGAGCCUUGUAUAGAGACAAUAUCUGGUGAAAAUGUUUUGACAUGGCCACAUGUGGUAAAGCACGUGGACUGCUACACUGUUACACUUGGUGAACUAGAGUCAGUCACGACAAGAUAUAAGUUCAAGUCGAUGAUGCGAGCUCCAUUGCAUGGGUUCGCAUUUUGGUUUGAUGUUGAAUUUAAUGGGCCUGCAAUAUCUCCCGCCAAUAAUCACGUCUCAUCGUCAUUUAUAGAGUCCUCAAACAAUCAGUCCGCAGAUGUCAGUCAGAGGAAAAAACGAGCUAAUCCGAGUGAAGCAUUAGUGCUUUCUACUGCACCAGAGGACCCGCCAACACAUUGGCAGCAGACUAUGGUAUUCUUCUACGACCCAAUAGACCUUGAGCAAGACCAACUCAUUGAUGGUUCUUUAACAUUGACCCAAAGCAGAGAAAAUCGUCGGUUCAUGAAUAUUCACCUUGAAUACACCUCAGGUGGACGAUCUUUUGUUAAAGAGUCUGUAAUGCGGUGACAUUCCUUGAUUUCUUGGAGUUGGAUUUUCUAUCAGGCGAAUGUAUAUCUCGAACUGAGGCUAACAGUCAGGUUUGUGGACUUGCCAAUUGUAGUGGGCACGAGGGGCUAACAUAAGAGCGCGUAUCUUCUCUCUAUGAGUUCAUGCAUUCCUGUUUUCCGUCAGAUUGUAUCAGGUCUAAAACUAUUGGUAGGACAGGAGACGGAGUUCCUGUGGUGCUUUGUUUGAUGAGUGCGUCUCUUGUGAUGCCCCUUUUAUGGCCACAAGCCUGGUCAUUGUCUGUCGUAUCAAGCUCCUGUAUCAGUGUCUGCAUUAUUUCAGCAUGGAAACUUACGGUAAGAUUAAAAAUAAUCAUAGAGGCAACAUUUUGAUGA
Molecule: messenger RNA, 1771 nt
Organism: Rhodamnia argentea
Lineage: Eukaryota; Viridiplantae; Streptophyta; Magnoliopsida; Myrtales; Myrtaceae
Product: probable protein arginine N-methyltransferase 6
Exons: 13
Coding region: 108-1397 (429 amino acids)
Biological process (GO): peptidyl-arginine methylation
Molecular function (GO): protein-arginine N-methyltransferase activity
Source: RefSeq, a predicted model, not a curated record